Messenger RNA from Coregonus clupeaformis (lake whitefish), 5617 nucleotides. RefSeq names its product bromodomain-containing protein 4. NCBI's taxonomy places the organism in Eukaryota, Metazoa, Chordata, Actinopteri, Salmoniformes, Salmonidae. Gene Ontology annotation, cellular component: nucleus; chromatin. Gene Ontology annotation, biological process: chromatin remodeling; positive regulation of transcription elongation by RNA polymerase II. The record is from RefSeq and is a predicted model, not a curated record.
CUGACGUCUAACGGGGCUGUUUGUUCUGGAUUUGGGGUGAGCAAGGUCUGCGUGCGCUGACAACCGACAGAAAAAGCUCUUUCUCUCAGACCCCCUCUACCCCCCUCGUCACCCAGCCAACCGAAGACUGGUCCCUCUGUCCUGCCUCCCCUCCUGGCCAACUGGUCCCUCUGUCCUGCCCCCCCUCCUGGCCAGGUCACUACUCCACCCCUCCACUCUGAGAGAUAUGACACUCCCUCUGGACUAGACCAAGCCUGCGCCACAACAGACAAACAUAGAGUGUGAUGGCUUGAGAGCGGCUCCCCAGUCGAGCCUGCCUCCCGUCCCGGGUCCAAACUGUCUGACUGGGACUCCCCCUCUCCCUCCCCCUCUCUCCCCCCUCCCCGCCUGCUACGCCCUGCCUCCAUCGCCAUGGGAGACGGCCUGGAGGCGAGCAGCAGCCUAGACCCCGCCCCCCGCCCCCUCUCCUUUAACCCCCCGCCCCCCGAGACAUGGAACCCCUCGAGGCCCAAACGACAGACCAACCAGCUACAGUACCUGUUGAAGGUGCUGUUGAAGACGCUGUGGAAACAUCACUUCUCAUGGCCCUUCCAGGCUCCCGUAGACGCCAUCAAACUCAGCCUGCCUGAUUACUAUCAGAUCAUCAAGGUUCCUAUGGACAUGGGCACCAUCAAGAAGAGGCUGGAGAACAGCUACUAUUGGAACGCCCAGGAAUGUAUACAGGACUUCAACACCAUGUUCACCAACUGUUACAUAUACAACAAGCCUGGUGAUGACAUAGUGUUGAUGGCGGAGGCUCUAGAGAAGAUGUUUCUUCAGAAGAUCUCUGAGAUGCCCCAGGAGGAAACUGAGAUCCCCAUGGUUACCAAGGGGCGGAGGGGUGGGCAGAGAGAAGCAGGUACGGGGAGGGAGAUUCAUCUGCCUCCUCCACCCCCGCACACCCGAGGUUUCUCCUCCCCGUCGCCGGGCUCUCAGACUCGGGGUCUCCCCGUAUCCCAGGGGCCCCCCACCCUCCCACUUGCCCUCCCCCUUCAGACCCAGCCCCCUCGCGUGCCCCCCACCCCUCCCUCCCACGCCCCCCAGCUGGGACCGCCCUUCCCCAUCAGCCCUCUGGAUGUCCUGGCCCAGGGCCUCACCUCCGUACCCCCCCACCCUAACCCCCACCCCCCAGCCCACCCAGGCCUUCACCCUGCUGCCCUGCCCAUCCUACAGAGCACCACACCCCCCGCUAAGAGGAAGAGCCAGAAGAGGAAGGCGGACACCACCACGCCCACCGCCAACGACCAGCUCAGCGAGUUGUCUCCCGUGGCGAUGGAGCCCCGCCCCCGCCGCGAGAGCAGCAGCCGGCCGCUGAAGCAGCCCAAACGGGACCCCGCCCAGCCCGACUCCCAGCACCACCUGGGGCUAGGCGGGGGGGUAACCGGGGCGGUAACGAGUCACGGCGGGAGCCCCAAGCGCCAGGAGCAGCUGCGGUACUGUGGAGGUCUGAUUAGAGACAUGUUGUCUAAGAAACACGUGGAGUACGCGUGGCCCUUCUACAAGCCUGUCGACGCGCACGCCCUCGGUCUCCACGACUACCACGACAUCAUCAAACACCCUAUGGACCUCGGAACCAUCAAGAAUAAGCUGGACAGCAGGCAGUACAGAGAUGCUCAGGAGUUUGCUGCUGAAGUCCGGUUGAUGUUCUCCAACUGUUACAAAUACAACCCUCCAGACCAUGACGUGGUCAAUAUGGCACGCAAACUACAGGACGUGUUUGAGAUGCGCUUUGCCAAAAUGCCAGACGAGCUUGAGGAGACGGCCCCCCUCAACACCCCCUCCCCCGCCAUCAACCCCCUCCCCACCCUCCACACCCUCCCUGUUCCCGCUCUCCACCCCCUCCCCACCCCCUCGGCCAGACAGCCCCCUGCCCCCCGACCCCCCUCCUCCUCCGAUGACAGCUCCUCCUCGUCGGAGUCAGAAUCCUCAGAGGGAGGCAUGGAACACGAGAGAACACAGAGACUGGCUGAACUACAGGAACAGCUCAAAGCUGUUCACGAACAGCUGGCCGCUCUGUCCACGCCCCAGGCCACCAAGCCCAAGAGAAAAGAGAGGGAGAGGGAAAAGGAGAAGGACAAGCACAAGAAGAAGAUUGGAGGGGAGGAGCCACCGGAGGUCCCGCCCCCUGUCAUCCUCCAGCCAACCAGAAAGAGCAAAAACAGCAAGGAGCCGGUGACCACGCCUAAGAAGAUCAAGAAACCUAGUAAAAACGGAGUGAGGAACAGUCGUCCGGGCGCCCCACAUCAGACCGGCUCCACCCCCCUUGCCCCCUCUGCCUCGCUGGAGGCAGAAGAUGACACGAGUGUGUUUGUGGGCAGGGCAGCUGACCGGUGUAAGCCAAUGUCCUACGAGGAGAAACGCCAGCUCAGUCUGGACAUCAAUAAACUGCCCGGCGACAAGCUUGGCCGCGUUGUCCACAUCAUCCAAUCACGUGAACCCUCGCUCAAGAACACUAACCCAGACGAGAUAGAGAUCGACUUCGAGACGCUGAAACCCUCAACGCUCCGAGAGCUGGAGAAAUAUGUCUGGACCAGCCUUAGAAAGAAGAGGAAAUCACAGCCAGCAGUAGAGAAGGCUCUGGAGGUGACCAGUGUGAUGAAGAUGAAGAUGGGAUCUUCAUCAGGCAGCAGUGACUCGUCAGACAGCGACGACACAGGGCUGGCCCCCCAGCAGCAGAAGUCCUCCUCCAUUGAUAUAGACUGUAAGAGACUCCACCACCCCAACCUGUCCAGCAGGGGGGGGGUCAGCAUCACCCCUCUGGACCCCUCCUUCCCCCCCCACCCCCAGACCCCCCUAGUUCAGUCUAAACCACCCCAGCAGCAGCAGCAGCAUCAACACCCCUUCGCCCCCCCUCCUCCUCCCUCCAUCCCCCCUGUCCCCGUGACCUCUCUUGACUCCUCUUUGACCUUUGACCCCCUAGCUCACUUCCUGGCCCCCCAUCUGACCCAGCAGGGGGGGGAGCCCCCCCAUAAUGCACUGGGGCCCCCCGCCGCUGGACCCCCCCACCUCAACGCUACCAACACACACACACCCCCGGCCACACACACCUCGGAGAGCACACACCCCUUCCUCAACCAGCAGGCUGUCAUACCCUCCCCAGCACUCCACAACGAUCUCCCCCAGCAGCCGUCCCGCUCCAGCAACCGAGUGGCCCCCAAACCCCCCCAGCCUCCCCCCUCCUCCCUUCCCCCCUCCGCUCCUCCUCCUCCUCCUUCCCAGCCCUCCCUACCCCUCUCCCUUCCCCAACCCUCCCUCCCUCGCCCUCGUGUCCCUUCUCCCCCCACCCCCCACGGAAUCCUAGGGGUCUCGGCCCAACCCCCUCAAGCCCUAUUUGAGGACGACGAGGAGGCCACGCCCACUAACUCUGAAACCCUGCCCCCUCCCCUCCCGCUCAGCCAGGGGCACGUGUACCUGCAGUCGCUGCAGCGGUCCCGGCCCCCGGCACACACACACUCUCCUGGACAGGUGCCGUCUCAGCUCAUGCAGGCCAUGCAGACUCAGUCACAGGCGGCGGCCGCUCUAACCCAGCAACAGCAGAGACUCGCGGCACACCCUCACACACACCCUCACACACACCCUCACACACACCCUCACACACAUCCUCACACACACAUGCAGCAGGCGGGGCAGGGGAUGUCGUUCCCCCAGCAACAGAGCACCAUGCACUCGGCACAGAAGGGGCUCAAGCAGAAACUACAACAACAACAACAACAACAACAACAACCACCACCACGGAUCAAAACUGAGCCUUUUAAUACAGGUCCUCUGAGGGAGAGCCCCUCCCCUCUGAUGAUACAUUCUCCCCAGAUGCCUCAGUUCCCACCAAUGAGACAGUCCCCUUCCCAGCCCAAGAAACCUAACCAGAGGGUUAAAGAGGAGAAGCCGCUCCCCUCCCCGGUGCUGCCCCCCCCCUCCCCCUUCAACCCCGCCCUGCGACACCACACAGACAACAAGCACACGCACAGAUCAGAUGUGAAGCUAUUGGACGGUUCUCGUCCUGGGCUCCGCCUCCCGGACUCACCGGCCCCUCCCCAUCAGAACAGCAAACUGAAGCAGGAGGCCAAGACGCCCAUCGCCCCCAAGAAGACACAGGAUGUGAAGUUAAAGAACAUGCGUUCUUGGGCCAGCUUGGGCCAGCGAUCUCAGUCCACCCCCGCCUCCGCUGUUCGCUCGUCUAGCGACAGCUUCGAACUGUUCCGCCGCGCCGCCCGAGAGAAGGAGAGAGAGAAACAGCUAAAAGCACAGGCCGAGCAGGAGAAACUACGUAGCCGUGACGACGAGGACUCUGUGGAGCAGCAGGGGAGGGGACGUGUCCAGGAGGACUCUCGCCGUCGCCAGGAGCAACAGUCGCCUCAAGCCCCCACUCCCCCCGCCUCGACCCCACCGGCCGACUCCCCACAGGCCCCUCCCACUCAACAGGCCACACCCCUGCCCUCGGCCGCAGCACAGAACGCCCUGGACCAACAGAGGGAGCUGGCAAGACGCCGCGAGCAGGAGAGGAGGAGGAGAGAGGCGAUGGCGGACACCAUUGACAUCAACUUCCAGAGCGACCUGAUGGCCAUCUUUGAAGAGAAUCUGUUCUGAGAAAGAAUGCGAUAGGAGGAGAGGGAGAGAAAGAGAUAGGAACUCUACCUCCCACCAUGUGUCUGGGAUUCCUGCCCUCCCUCUCUCUGAUUGGAGAAACCAGACCAGGAUGUGAGCUCCAGAGACUUGAAGGAGACUGAGGUGAGGUGCAGUAAUAAGGUGGAACCCCCCCCCCUAGCGGUGGGGACCGGGGAGUACAACUUCCACUUUUUGCAAUUUCAGAUGCGUUUUUUGUGUCGAACUGCCCAUUUAUCGUUGAUGACUGGUAGUUGCCGUGGGCAAUGAUGAAACCGGAUACCCUAUCGAUAAACAGAUUUUUGAACUCCUCUUCUAUUCUGAAACGGAACCGAGGGAGGAGGGGAGUACCGAGAACUAUUACCUGAAAAUAAAGAACAAGAAAAAAUAGGGUUUAAUUUAAGAAACAAGAAGAAGAAGAAUACCUUCUGUUCUUCUGACGUGAGAGAGCGAGAGGGGCGGGCGAACGAGAGGACGGACAGACUUCUUCCUCUUUGAUUUAUAUUUCUCUUAAUCUAGUCUUUGUUUCUCCCUGUUUUUUGAUGUUGGGGAGGGAGAAGUGGGCUGUCUGUGUGUGUUUAGUUAGAGGUCAGAGGUUAUCAUGGCAGCAUCCCAAAGGGUACCCUAUUCGCUUUAAAUAGUGCACUACUUUUGACCCGGGCCCAUGGGGAUCUGAUCAAAGAGUAGUGCACUAAAUAGGGAGUAGGGUGCCAUUUGGGACGUUUCCAUGAUAACCACGUUUCCCUUGAGAUGGGUUCGGUUUCUCUCAGGACAGCAGGACGGACACCUCAGCCACACCCCAACACUCUAAAGACUCACCCUUCCUUCCUUCCUUCUCACGCUCCUUGUUCUUUGUGAGAUAAAAAUCACUGACUUGACACAAUUUGAAAAGUGUGACAGCUUGAAUAUUCAGUCGCGUCUGAUUCAUUGAUUAUUUCAAGGAGAGGGAGGGGAGGGGAGGAGAGGGAGGGAGGGGAAG